Molecule: messenger RNA, 3353 nt
Organism: Callorhinus ursinus (northern fur seal)
Lineage: Eukaryota; Metazoa; Chordata; Mammalia; Carnivora; Otariidae
Source: RefSeq, a predicted model, not a curated record
GGAAGUGCGGGCGCCGGAACAGGCCUACGGCUGAGUUGCGACGCUCCCGCGAGAGGACCUACGGAACGAACCUGCAGCCUGCAGCGCGGGGCCCUCGCCCGCACGUCGCGUUCCAGCCGAGCCAGACGCGCCGUCAUGAGGCCAGCGCGGCGGCGUUCCGCACAGCACUAUAAGAUUGAUACUAAAGACAUGGUUUUCACCCCUCUUCAUCAACGCACAUAAGUUAUCUCCUCUUUUUGGACCCCUAUUUUAUACCACAAUGCAACAAGCUUUAGAACUAGCUUUGGAUCGUGCUGAGUAUGUCAUUGAAAGUGCCCGACAGCGACCUCCGAAAAGGAAAUACCUGUCUAGUGGAAGAAAAUCUGUAUUUCAAAAACUUUAUGACUUAUAUAUUGAAGAAUGUGAAAAAGAGCCUGAAGUUAAGCAGAAAUUAAGAAGAAAUGUGAAUUUGUUAGAGAAGCUUGUUAUGCAAGAGACAUUGUCCUGUUUAGUGGUCAACCUAUACCCAGGAAAUGAGGGAUAUUCUCUGAUGCUCAGGGGAAAAAAUGGAUCAGAUUCUGAGACCAUUCGACUGCCUUAUGAAGAAGGAGAAUUGCUUGAAUACUUGGAUGCAGAAGAAUUACCUCCUAUUUUGGUUGAUCUCCUAGAAAAAUCUCAGGUUAAUAUUUUUCAUUGUGGAUGUGUCAUAGCAGAAAUACGUGACUACAGGCAGUCCAGUAAUAUGAAGUCUCCUGGUUACCAAAGUAGGCAUAUUCUCUUACGACCAACAAUGCAGACUUUGAUCUGUGAUGUACAUUCAAUAACAAGCGAUAACCACAAAUGGACCCAGGAAGAUAAACUUUUGCUUGAGAGCCAACUGAUCCUAGCUACAGCAGAACCAUUGUGUCUUGAUCCUUCUAUAGCAGUAACCUGCACUGCAAACAGACUGCUUUAUAAUAAGCAAAAGAUGAACACGCGCCCAAUGAAACGGUGUUUCAAGAGGUAUUCCAGGUCUUCUCUGAACCGGCAACAGGAUCUGUCUCAUUGUCCACCUCCUCCACAGCUAAAAUUACUUGAUUUCUUACAAAAAAGGAAGGAAAGAAAAGCAGGUCAACAUUAUGACCUCAAGAUAUCCAAAGCAGGAAAUUGUGUAGAUAUGUGGAAGCGGAGUCCCUGUAAUUUGGCCAUACCUUCUGAAGUGGAUGUGGAGAAAUACGCUAAAGUGGAAAAGUCCAUCAAAUCUGAUGACUCACAACCAACAGUCUGGCCAGCCCAUGAUGUAAAAGAUGAUUAUGUAUUUGAAUGUGAAGCUGGUAAUCAGUAUCAGAAAACAAAGCUGACCAUUUUGCAGUCACUUGGUGAUCCACUUUACUAUGGUAAAAUACAGCCAUGUAAAGAAGAUGAAGAAAAUGACAGCCAGGUGUCUCCAUCCCACUCCUCCACAGAUGAUCAUUCAAAUUGGUUUAUUAUUGGAUCAAAGACUGAUGCUGAGAGGGUAGUCAAUCAAUACCAGGAAUUGGUCCAGAAUGAAGCCAAAUGCCCAGUCAAAAUGUCACACAGCUCCAGUGGCUCAGCCAGCUUGAGUCAGCUUUCUCCAGGGAAAGAAACAGAACAGCCCGAGACUGUGUCAGUUCAGUCAUCAGUAUUGGGAAAGGGAGUAAAACAUCGACCUCCACCCAUCAAACUUCCCUCAAGCUCAGGAAGUAGUUCUUCAGGUAACUAUUUUACACCACAGCAGGCCAGCAGCUUUCUUAAAUCUCCAACUCCUCCUCCUGCUUCCAAGCCACCAAGUCUUUCUCGGAAGUCAUCUGUGGAUCUCAAUCAAGUUAGCAUGCUUUCUCCAGCUGCCCUGUCACCUGCCAGCUCAUCACAAAGAUCUGGAACUCCUAAGCCAUCUACUCCUACACCAACCCCUUCAUCGACCCCACACCCUCCUGAUGCUCAGAGCUCAACUCCUAUUACCCCUUCAGCCACCCUUACUCCCCAAGAUUCAGGCUUCACCCCUCAGCCCACUUUGUUAACUCAGUUUGCUCAGCAGCAAAGGUCUCUGAGCCAGGCAAUGCCUGUAACGACCAUUCCUCUUUCCACCAUGGUAACAUCCAUAACUACAGGAACCACGGCCACCCAGGUCAUGGCAAACUCUGCUGGACUUAACUUCAUCAAUGUAGUGGGCUCUGUUUGUGGAGCUCAGGCUUUGAUGAGUGGUUCAAACCCUAUGCUGGGCUGUAACACUGGUGCCAUAACUCCUGCAGGAAUAAACCUGAGUGGCCUUCUACCCUCAGGCGGUCUGCUACCAAAUGCAUUGCCCGGUGCAAUGCAGGCAGCUUCUCAAGCAGCAUUGUGUCGCAGGUAUUACAUUUAAAAAGCCCUGGAAGUCCUGAUAUUUAAAUUAAAAACCAUUUAGCAAUUCAAUGAAGAAACUUGGUAAGUUUCUGCAACUUAUGUCUGCCUUCCAAACAUAAUAAAUUAAUUUUGAUAACCUUAUUGUCAGGGUAGUCCUCCUUUUCCAAGUAAAAGAAAUACAUUUUGGAAACCUAGAUUGUAUGAGAAAGGCAACAUAGAAUGGCAAUAAAAAGCCUAGACUUUGGAGCCACACUGCCUAAGUUUGAAAUCGCAGUUGUGCAACUUACUGAAUAGUGUAAUCAUGGGAAAGUCACCUCACUUUUCUUGCCAAUAAAAUGGGGGAAAAUAAUGCUUUGCCUCAUAGUUGUGAAGGUUAAAUAAGUAAAUAUGAUGUACUUUAAAUUGCCUGAGACAUAAGCAUUCAAAAACAUUUGCCGUCUUCAUCAUAAACAGUGAUAGUUCCAGUGCAGUAGUAAUUACUAUUACAUGUACUGGAAAACAAUUCUAACAACUUACUCUAUUUUUUAAUGUUGUUUAAAAUAAUGUUUUGUAAUAUCUUGGAAUAAUCCAAUUUCUUACUGCUGAGAAAAAACUUAGGAGAAACAAACUUGACAUAGUAAGAAAAAUCUAUCAAAAAAUUUGAGUUAUGAGAAGUCAAACCCAAAGAGUAUAAUUUAAACAGGUAACAUAUUGCUGUGAUUUCGUAAUUCUAGCUGAUGAUCUCAUUUUAAUGUUCAUAAACGUUAAUGGCAGAAGCUCUGGAGAUGGAAUCAAGUGUUGAAUUUAGGAUGCUUAUAUUUACCAAUUAGUUAUAUGUGGCUCCAGAUGUUCACUGGGGGGCCUAAAAGAAGUCACUUAAUUUUUCUCCCUUGACCUCAGUUUCAUCUGUUCUAAAGUGGGAGUAAAAAUAUCUAACUUUAGAUGGUACUCAGGAGACAUUAAUGAAGUGAUUUGAAAGUGCCUUUGAUAAGCCAUGAGCAUUAGAUAGAUGUCAUUCAUUUUUAAAGGAAGUUAUGGGGGUGCCUGGGUGG